CUACGGCUUGGAAACAGGAUGAGAACCGUGCCCUCGAGUCAGACAUGACUGGACUAAAUGUCAAGGGGAGCCUUUGCCUUUACCCUGACUCAAAGGAAAAACUAAAUGAAUGGAGCAUGGAAAGACCAUGAAUAGGGACAAUAAAUUUUCAGGUGAAAACCUCAGAGGGGUAAAGCAAUAUAAAUGCCUCCAGUGUGGAAAGACCUUCAGCCAAAGCAGUAGUCUGAGUUCACAUCAAAGAACCCAUACAGGGGAGAAACCAUAUAAAUGCAUGGAAUGUGGAAAGAGCUUCCGUCAUAGUGGUCACCUUAGUUUGCACCAAAGAACUCACACAGGAGAGAGACCAUAUACAUGCAUAGAAUGUGGAAAGAGCUUCUGUUCUAGUGGUGACCUUAGGAUGCAUCAAAGAACCCAUACAGGGGAGAAACCAUAUAAAUGCAUGGAAUGUGGAAAGAGCUUUAUUCACAGUGGUAACUUUAGGUCACAUCGAAGAACCCAUACAGGGGAGAAACCAUAUAAAUGCAUGGAAUGUGAAAAGAGCUUCAGUCGCAGCACUAAACUUAGGUUGCAUCAAAGAACUCACACAGGGGAGAAACCAUUUAAAUGCAUGGAAUGUGGAAAGAGUUUCAGUUACAGUGAUAAACUUAGGUUACAUCAAAGAACCCAUACAGGGGAGAAACCGUAUAAAUGCAUAGAAUGUGGAAAGAGCUUCAGUAUCGGUGGUAACCUUAGGUCACAUCAAAAAACCCAUACAGGGGUGAAACCAUAUCAAUGCAUGGAAUGUGGAAAGAGUUUCAGUAAGAGUGAUAAACUUAGUUUGCAUGAAAGAACCCAUACAGGGGAGAAACCAUAUAAAUGCAUAGAAUGUGGAAAGAGCUUCAGUCGGAGACAUAACCUUAAGUCACAUCAAAGAACUCACACUGGGGAGAAACCAUAUAAAUGCAUGGAAUGUGGAAAGAGCUUCAGUGAGAGUGGUAACCUUAGUCACCUUACUACACAUAGCAGAAUUCACACAGGGGAGAAACCAUAUGAAUGCAUAGAAUGUGGAAAGAGUUUCAAUCAGAGUAAUAACCUUAGGUCACAUCAAAGAACCCAUACAGGGGAGAAACCAUAUCAAUGCAUAGAAUGUGGAAAGAGCUUUAUUCAAAAUAGUAAUUUUAGGUCACAUCAAAGAACCCACACAGGGGAGAAACCAUAUGAAUGCAUAGAAUGUGGAAAGAGCUUUAUUCAAAAUAGUAAUUUUAGGUCACAUCAAAGAACCCACACAGGGGAGAAACCAUAUGAAUGCAUAGAAUGUGGAAAGAGCUUUAUUCAAAAUAGUAAUUUUAGGUCACAUCAAAGAACCCACACAGGGGAGAAACCAUAUGAAUGCAUAGAAUGUGGAAAGAGCUUUAUUCAAAAUAGUAAUUUUAGGUCACAUCAAAGAACCCACACAGGGGAGAAACCAUAUGAAUGCAUAGAAUGUGGAAAGAGCUUUAUUCAAAAUAGUAAUUUUAGGUCACAUCAAAGAACCCACACAGGGGAGAAACCAUAUGAAUGCAUAGAAUGUGGAAAGAGCUUUAUUCAAAAUAGUAAUUUUAGGUCACAUCAAAGAACCCACACAGGGGAGAAACCAUAUGAAUGCAUAGAAUGUGGAAAGAGCUUUAUUCAAAAUAGUAAUUUUAGGUCACAUCAAAGAACCCACACAGGGGAGAAACCAUAUGAAUGCAUAGAAUGUGGAAAGAGCUUUAUUCAAAAUAGUAAUUUUAGGUCACAUCAAAGAACCCACACAGGGGAGAAACCAUAUGAAUGCAUAGAAUGUGGAAAGAGCUUUAUUCAAAAUAGUAAUUUUAGGUCACAUCAAAGAACCCACACAGGGGAGAAACCAUAUGAAUGCAUAGAAUGUGGAAAGAGCUUUAUUCAAAAUAGUAAUUUUAGGUCACAUCAAAGAACCCACACAGGGGAGAAACCAUAUGAAUGCAUAGAAUGUGGAAAGAGCUUCAGUCAGAAUGAUAAGCUUAGGGCACAUCAGAGAACCCAUACAGGGGAGAAACCAUAUAAACACAUAGAAUGUGGAAAGAGCUUCAGUCAGAAUGAUCAACUUAGUUUGCAUCAGAGAACCCAUACAGGGGAGAAACCAUAUAAAUGCACAGAAUGUGGAAAGAGCUUCAGUAAGAAUGGUUACCUUAGUUUGCAUCAAAGAACUCACACAGGAGAGAAACCAUGUAAAUGCAUGGAAUGUGAAAAGAGCUUCAGUCAUUGUGGUGACCUUCGGUCAUAUCAAAGAACCCAUACCGGGGAGAAACCAUAUAAAUGCACGGAAUGUGGAAAGAGCUUCAGUCAGAGUAGUACCCGUAGUUCGCAUAAACGAACUCACACAGGGGAGAGACCAUGCAAAUGCAUAGAAUGUGGAAAGAGCUUCAUUCGGAGCGAUAUCUGCAGGUUACGUCAAAGAACACAUACAAGGGAGCAACCAUAGAAAUGCAUGGAAUCGAAAGACCUUUAUUCACAGUGGUGUCCUUAGGUUACAUCAGAGAACUCGCACACAAAAGACAACUGAAUGAUGUGAUUUAUUAUAUAAAUGACUUGAGUUAUCAGAUAUUGCUUGAAUAACAUAGAUGUAAAUUAGGAUGUAAAUUUAAGUUAAAACCUGGAGGGCAAUUAAAUUGUAGAAAAGCAGAAAGUCAAUU
Molecule: messenger RNA, 2669 nt
Organism: Pogona vitticeps (central bearded dragon)
Lineage: Eukaryota; Metazoa; Chordata; Lepidosauria; Squamata; Agamidae
Source: RefSeq, a predicted model, not a curated record